ACAUGCAAGGUACAUGCUGACCAGAGGAAAUAUGUUGACACUGCCAUUCGAGGAACCUCAUAUAAUGUGUGAGCCGCGGUUUGGUGCCAAUUAUCCCCGUGAAAGCUUACCUGAGAGCCUGGAGCAGGAGCGACAACAUAACCCUGACAGAUCCAACUCAGACAUGAGGGAGAUCGAGGACGACAUCUCCGACAGAGAUGAGGACGAGAGAGAGGACGAUCAGGAUGAAAACGGGCUUCCUAAAAAGCGAGGCCCCCGAAAAAAGAAACCGGGCAAAGAGCAGGUUGACAGGGCCAAACUCAGGCGCCAGGAAGCCAACGCCCGAGAGCGCAGCCGGAUGCACGGCUUGAACGCUGCGCUAGAGAGCCUGCGUAAAGUUGUGCCGUGCUACUCCAAAACUCAGAAACUGUCCAAGAUUGAGACCCUCAGACUGGCUAAAAACUACAUCUGGGCCCUGUCAGAGACUCUUAGCGCAGGGAAGAGACCGGACCUCCUCGCCUUCGUACAGACUUUGUGUAAAGGAUUAUCUCAACCAACGACCAAUUUGGUGGCAGGUUGUUUACAGCUGAACGCGAGAAACUUCCUCACAGACCACAACGGAGAGGUGAUGUUCUCUGGGGGCGCCUACGAUGCCAUGUACCCGUAUCCUGGAUCAGACAUGAACACCCCCCCGGCCACAGCGAGUAGCUUGGACAGUAGCGCCAAGCCGUUCCGUCACUACAGCUACAGCAGCGCCUACGAACCCUACUACGAGAACCAGUCCCCGGAGAGCGGGAGCCCGCAUUUCGACGGCCAGCUGAGCCCACCAAUGAACUUUAACGGGAUUUUCUCCCUAAAACACGACGACCCGCCAGAGUACGGCAAAAAUAGCCACUAUGGCAUGCGCUACUGCGGUGCGCCAGGGCGCACGGCUCUUGCGCAUAACUCCAUGUACCGAGUCUCCCCAGAGGCCCGUUUCCCUUACGAUCUGCACGUCCGCAGCCAGUCCUUCCAAGCACAAGGAGAAGUUAAUGGCUCUUUCCACAAUUAAUCAAUCAGCUGGACAAAGUUCAAGCUUGAGAAGCGAUGCAAUUUUCCCCCACAGAUGUCGUGAGUGGAAUGAAAUUGACUCAGACAGGCUGAUGCACUGCAAAAAUGCCAACUGAAACAAGUCAUUUUUUGUGUGUUUUGAAAGAUGACACGAAGCCAGAAUUUCAGAUGAAAGGGAUUCACAAGUUUCUUGUUGUUGUUCAGUUUCAUUCGUCUCAAUAUAAACUUUAAACACACACACACACACACAC
Messenger RNA from Maylandia zebra (zebra mbuna), 1280 nucleotides. Lineage: Eukaryota; Metazoa; Chordata; Actinopteri; Cichliformes; Cichlidae. The record is from RefSeq and is a predicted model, not a curated record.